Enterobius vermicularis (human pinworm) is the source of this 1974-nucleotide messenger RNA. NCBI's taxonomy places the organism in Eukaryota, Metazoa, Nematoda, Chromadorea, Rhabditida, Oxyuridae. The record is from the annotation of a GenBank genome assembly.
AUAAAACAUCCUAAGAUGAAUGUACAGUUUCUUCCAAUUAAUACAUUUGUCGAUACAUCAUUUUGGAGCGAGGUUAACAGGCGAAAAUUAAAUUUAUGGAAACUAAGUGAAGGUCCAUUUCCAGUCAGGGCAGUGUACGAUAAUUCUGGUAAUCAUUCAGCAUCAUUGCUUUCCUUCUCUUUUGAUGCUUUUACUGAAAUUUCCCGUGAAAAUCUUCCGAGGGGUGUAGUUCCAGUUCAUGGAGACUUAUUUGUUUACAACUCGUUGGUCAGUUAUGAGAAAGCAGAUCGGGAAGCAUUUUUGAAAAAAUAUGCUUCUGAGGCAAGUUAUACUCAUCAAACUCCCGACUUACUCACUACCUUUAUCCUCACAGUUUUUGCGGAUCUAAAGAAAUUCAAGUAUGAUUAUUGGAAUUGCAUCCCUGCUUUAAUAUACCCAAAAAACAUGAAAAUGUUAAAAGAACCAGAGGUAUUAACAAAGGACAUUUGUGCACUAAUUUUCAAUAAUAUGGGUAAAUAUCGCGGAGAGCCGUUUUUAUUGACCUCUAAAGGAUCUGCACCUCUCAGUGAUAUUCUUUUGAACAAAACAGUUUCGCAAAACGAGGUUGACUUGGUUUUUAUGGAUCCCUCAACGGAGCAGCUUAUUCCUGGUUGGCCUUUGAGGAAUUUAAUAGCAGCUGUUGCAUAUAGCAGGAAAGAUUGGAGUUCCAUGAGGAUCAUCUGUUUUCGAGGCGGGCGGUCUUAUUCAGCAUUUCGGCUCGUUAUUUCUUGGGAUUCUCAACAAAAUACUUUAAGUGAUGUUGCUGUCGGAUGGGAACGUGACUUAACUGGAAAGCCAGCAAAGUUGUCGGUGGAUUUACGCAGUCGUUUUGACCCGAUAAGGUUAAUGGAGCACAGUGUGGAAUUAAAUUUGCGCCUUAUUCGAUGGCGUCUAGUGCCUGGUCUGCAGUUGGAACUUUAUAGUAACUUAAAGUGCCUUAUUCUUGGUUCUGGGACUUUAGGAUGCAAUAUUGCUAGGUCACUCUUAGGUUGGGGUGUGCGUAACUUCUCCUUUGUGGACAAUUGCACAGUCUCGUUCAGUAACCCUGUUCGGCAGUCGUUGUUUGAAUAUGCGGAUGCUUUGGAUGGUGGCAAAAGUAAGUCGAAAGCAGCUGCUGAUGCCCUUCGUCGUAUAUUCCCAUCUGUUAAAGCAGAAGCCUAUGACCUUACAAUUCCUAUGCCGGGACAUACGGUUUCAGCUGAAGGGAAAGAAGAGGUCACAGAAGCCAUUAAUCUGCUUGAAAAGCUGAUCAUUGAUCAUGACGUGGUCUUUCUGGUCAUGGACAGUCGUGAAGCAAGGUGGCUUCCUUGUCUCCUUUCAACGUACCAUCAGAAGCUUGCGAUUAGUGUAGCACUUGGCUUUGACAGUUACGUCGUUGUUCGUCAUGGUUUCAGUCGUCCAGAUAAGCUGAGCUGUGAUGUGCCAUUGGAUUCGGUAGUCAUUCCAGGCUCUCAUUUAGGGUGCUACUUUUGUUGCGAUGUAACCGCUCCAGGAAACACGGUCUCAGACAGAACUCUAGAUCAGCAGUGUACAGUAAGUCGUCCAGGGGUUUCAAUGCAGGCAGCCGGUGCCGCAGUGGAAUUGUUAGCAGCAGUUUUACAACAUCCAAGAACAGGUAUGGCACCGGCAAGGGUUGACGAAAACGAUGAGUCCACUACUAUUUUAGGUGCCACCCCUCACCAGAUUAGAUGUUUCGUUUCUAAGUUCCAACAGAUAACUCCAACGGUUAUACGAUUUUUACAUUGUUUGGCAUGUGGAAAAGCGGUAAAUGCUGCUUUUGAAAAUGGCCAUCUUAAUUUCCUUAUGCGGGUUUUCAAUGAACCUAAAUACUUAGAGACGAUAUCAGGUCUUGAACAGAUGGAGAAAUCUUUUAACGAACUGUCGAUUUGGGAUUUUAAUGAUAACGAUAGUGUUGCAUCGUCUAGCUCCCUAUAA